Benincasa hispida (wax gourd) is the source of this 2660-nucleotide messenger RNA. Its product is annotated as VIN3-like protein 2. Lineage: Eukaryota; Viridiplantae; Streptophyta; Magnoliopsida; Cucurbitales; Cucurbitaceae. The record is from RefSeq and is a predicted model, not a curated record. Gene Ontology annotation, molecular function: protein binding. Gene Ontology annotation, biological process: vernalization response; epigenetic regulation of gene expression.
AUUCUUCUCUCUAAAGCCUAACCCCAAAAAAAAAAAAAAAAGGUUCCUUCCUCAAACUCUCUCCAUCCAUGGAUUCCUUCUUCUUCCUCCCGCUAUUUCCCGCUGUUUAUUGAUUUCAUGCUUGCAGGUCUCUGUUUGUUCAUUUGCUCGUAAUGUCGUGGAUUCACUAUACCUUCCGAUUCUUCAUCUGAGGGAGCUGCUCUCGAUCCAUUAAGAUCCAGUAUGAUGAGUAUGGAGGAGAAAAGGAAUUUGGUAUAUGAAAUAUCAGAUCAGCCACAUGCUUCUGAACUGCUUCAGUCCUGGAGUCGACAUGAGAUUUUAGAGAUCCUGUGUGCAGAGAUGGGAAAAGAGAGGAAAUAUACUGGAUUAACAAAACUGAAAAUAAUUGAGAACCUUCUGAAAAUUGUUGGUGAAAAGAAAUCAGGGUCAACUGAGGAUGUAACAGACCUCGACAGUCAGUCUUCUCCUUGUCUUUCCCCAAAGAUUACUAAAAGGCAAAGAAAAAUUGAUCAGUCAGCAGGGGUACCUGUUCCUGUGAACCAUAUUCCAAUCAGUAACACUAGGAAUGACUCAAAUAUUGCAGUGUACUGCAGAAAUUCGGCAUGCAAAGCUACCUUAAAUCAAGAUGAUAUAUUUUGCAAGAGGUGUUCAUGCUGCAUCUGUUAUCAGUAUGACGAUAAUAAGGAUCCUAGUCUAUGGUUAAGUUGCAGCUCUGAUCCACCAUUUCAAGACACUUCAUGCGGUAUGUCGUGCCAUCUUGAAUGUGCAUUGAAACAUGAAAAAUCCGGGAUUCCCAGAGGACAGCAGACUGGAAUUGAAGGGACUUUUUGUUGUGUAUCUUGUGGAAAAGUCAAUGACUUGCUUGGGUGUUUGAGGAAACAAUUGAUGAAGGCAAAGGAAACCAGAAGGGUGGAUAUACUAUGUUACCGCAUCUCUUUAAGCAAAAAACUUUUGGGUGAAGGUGAAAAGUAUCAAGACGUUUAUCAGAUUGUGGAUGAGGCUGUGAAGAAACUUGAAGCUGAAGUGGGUCCCUUGACUGGUGUACCGGUUGGUACGGGCAGAGGAAUAGUGAACAGGCUUUCUUCAGGACCAGAGGUUCAGAAACUCUGCACGAUAGCCAUUGAUACACUGGACUUCUUGCUCUCCACGAAGAUCUUACAUCAGUUGCCCAGUUCCAUGAUACAAGUUUCUAAUUUGGUAGCUACAAACUUCUUAAGGUUUGAAGAUGUUGAUGCAACAUUUGUUACGGUGGUCGUGGGCACUGAAGAUGUUUCUUCUGGAAAAACUGCUGGUUACAGGCUAUGGCAUCGAAAGGCAUGUGAAACAAAUUACCCUAUUGAACCAACUUGCACCUUGUCUCAACCCAAUUUGAGGUUUGUCGUCCGAGGACUAACCCCAUCUUCAGAAUAUUAUUUCAAAGCCAUUUCCUUUGAUGGGACAGGAGAUUUAGGGAUGUGUGAAGUUCAAGUCUCAACUGCCACUGCUCGGGAGGACGACACAAGUUGCUUGGUGAUUGAAAGAAGUCAGAGUCCUGUGACCAACUUCAGUGAGCUCUCUAAUCCUUCUUCAGUAGAAGAUGAAACUAACAAUGUAUUGCCCUGUAGCGACCAGAACGAUUGUCAAACAGAGAGAUAUCUUUCUUAUUGCAAGGAUUCUAACAAGUCCAUCACUGCUAACCUGUCUGAGGAUGCAAUAAACUGCACCACUGUCAGUGGAGGGGGAACAACAAAAGAUUCUGUUUCUUUGUUGGAUGAGGAACACGUUACAAGAAAAAGCGGCACGCUACCUGCUGCCAAUGUUUCAAAACUUGAAGACAGACAUUCUUCAGAGGUCCAUAUUAUUGAAGAUACAAGCAUCAAUAACGGGUCAAAUACCGCCAUUCAAAAAGGGAGUAAAUGCACACCAUUUGUUAGCAGCUCUGAGGCUGGAUUGCCAGUUACUCCUUGCAAGAUGGAAAUACUCAAGGAUGUUCUUGGAAGGAGUGGCCGAUCAAAGUCCAGUGCCAAGGAUCGAGAUAAUGGCUCGGGAAGAGAGGAACUCCGACAUGGCAGCACAUCUAAGAAGAGAAGUGUGGAGAGGCAAGAUGCGGAUUGUACGGCAAAUGGUAUUUCAGAUAAGGAUUUUGAGUAUUAUGUAAAAUUGAUUAGAUGGCUAGAAUGUGAAGGACACGUAGAGAAGAACUUCAGACAAAAAUUCUUAACUUGGUACAGCCUGAGAGCCACGACACAAGAAGUUAGGAUUGUGAAGGCCUUUGUUGAUAACUUCAUUGAAGAUCCAUCAGCUCUUGCAGAGCAACUUGUGGAUACCUUUUCAGAAUGCAUUUCAAGCAAGAAAACAUGUGCUGUGCCCGCUGGAUUUUGUAUGAAGCUUUGGCAUUGAUCAUCUCGAAAAGCAACAAAUUUAACAAGUCCUAGAUUGGAAUUCCAUCAGUCGUAGGCAUUCUUUAGAUACUUUUUCUUUCAUUUUCUUUCUCCAUUUAAACUGUCAUCAAUUGAAUUGGGCAUCAUCUGAGCUCUAUUUUAGCAUUUCUAUGAAGAUAAAAUGUCAUCCACAUUCGCCAUUUUAAACAUUUCGAACAGAUUUGUAGAUGAGUAUGAUUUAACAUUCUUACUUACUCAUUGAUACCAUUUAGUAAUUAAUUUAUGAAACUUGUUUAUGGA